Hemibagrus wyckioides is the source of this 2255-nucleotide messenger RNA. RefSeq names its product glutamate-rich protein 1. The transcript has 6 exons. NCBI's taxonomy places the organism in Eukaryota, Metazoa, Chordata, Actinopteri, Siluriformes, Bagridae. The coding region runs from base 336 to 1283 and encodes 315 amino acids. The record is from RefSeq and is a predicted model, not a curated record.
GCGGCGCCAUCUUGGUAAGGUCAAUAACAGUUAGCGGUAUAUACUGAGGGAUACGAACUACAUUCUGUGAUUAUGAGCAAAAUUAAGUUUAUACUUCAUUGAAACAGAAGGGUGUGCAUUUAAAUGAUAGCAGAAUGCAACCCUUAAACGCAAGCCAUGGCCAUUUUUGACCGCCUUUUUAACUAGCUUAGUCUACCUAACUAUGGUAUGGUUAGCUAGGUAACUUAACUAGCAGCGAUUGUUUGUUUGCAGGUUACGCAACUUUAGUGAGGGAAAGUAAAUGUUGACCGAACUGGCAAGUCUGUUUAUACGAAGAGGAAGAACAAAGCGUCAACAUGUCGUUCAGAAAAGAAGUAUUUCAGGCAAAAGUCCUGCAGAGACUCUACCCUGCAAGACUAAAGGUAGAAAAAGCGCCCGAGACUCCUGUCCAUCAUCCCCAAGCCGCUAAAUCUUUUAAAGGUGUUCAAGUGAAGCCAAGCAAAGGGCCUGGUCAUGCAGAAGUAUCUGGUCUAUCAGGCAGGAAGGUGUACACCGUCCUCCCUCCGCCUAAAGACUACAUUCCUGCCAGUGGAGAUGGAUUGGGGUUGCCCUCUGAUACACAAGCUGUCAACAAUGCAGAUGAGAUGCCUGUUGAUCUUUCAGGGUCAGAAGAUGGGAAAGAUGACUGUGCAAGCAAGAAGAGGAAGCGAAGGAGGACGAGAAAGGCAGCUACACUCUCUGAAGGGAAUCCAGCUACCGCUGCUGCUGACUACGACAAAGCCGAAGGUGCUGAGGAGAGAAAUCCAGGGAACGUAAGGGGCUCGGAAUGCCUCAGCAAAAACAAGAGGAGGAAGAUGAAGAAGAAGAGGCACAAAGAGAAGCUGCUCUCGCUCGGCCUCGUGCCCCGAUCCGUGGCCAUCGAGUUCACUUACAAAGAAAGUGAGGAAAAAAAUGAGGAAGAUGAAGAAAAGAAGGUGGAAGAGGUUCUGGAUUUUCUUCAGUCUACACGAGAUCUCUAUUUCUCAGAUCGCUCUUGCAGUACAGGCGAUCCUUCUGUCUUUCUCAGUACGACAGACUCGCUCUUCACCCGUCUGUCAGACGGCACGUCUCCCCCCGCUGACCUGUCUGUCCUGCGUCGGCUCAGAGCUCUGCUGCGUCAGAGGGAGGUGGAGGAGUUACACACCGUGCUGCAGGAGUUCACACACACUUCCAGACUGCCUAAAGAUGAGACCGAAGCGAUCUGCACUCUCUUCCACUACUGGAUAACUGAGGUUCUCCCCAUGCAGACGGAAACGAAGGCGUGACCACGACGUGCAUUCAUACAUGCUACGGUCCUGCACUUCACUUUCUGCUCCUGAUCCAGUGCUCUUCUUUAAUAUUAAGGGGAGUGGGAGACGGAAGUCAUUUUCUGUGAGAGGACAAAUCUACAGAUGUAGAAAUGACUGAACGCAGUGCUGCAUUUACUGCCAUCAUCGUGAUGGAUUCAAGAAACCUAGUUCAACCUAAUCUAGUUCAACGAUUAAAACAAUGACCUCUUCCCAACAUCCUAGAAACCAUUAAUAUGCCUUAUGCGUGUUUUAUAACUGGUGGUUCUAAAAGUGAGCUUAUAUUACAUUUACUUCUCAAAGUGAUUUACAAUUAAGACAGGACCCAAGUGAGGGUUAAGAGACUUGCUGAAGGGUCCAAGAGUGGCAGGUGCUGGGAUUUAAACUUCUAAACACCUUCACCACUUCCUGAAGCAUAGCCAGAGGGUAGGUGAUGUUUUUAUAGACAAUCACCACAACUUAUCAUCAUUAUUAUGGAGUUGUAUAGCUCCUACUGGACUGGUCACCUCCAAAACCUCAAUAAUGCAAAAGCAACCAGGCUUUAAAACAGAACCUAAUUUUAGGAAAAGUGCUAUGGCUGCAAUAAAUAUCCUAAAUAUCACCCUACACAUAUAAGUAAUGAGUCUAUUCAGACACUGUUCUUUGAGGGUCUCAUCAGCGCACAUGUUAUUUUUCACUAUUCUCUUGAGCUUGCCUAUAAAGUGGUGCGGAAUAGAUGAUUAUUAGGCAUAAUUCUGUUUACUAGACCAAUGAAAGUUUUGACUAGAUUAUGAGGCUAGCUUGCUUUGUUAUAAAUUCUGUAUCUGUGGAAAACCAGCUCUGUGAGGUUCAGCUUGACUGUGAAGAAAUCCCUUGAUGAGCAAGUGACUGUGUAUCCUUCAGCAACAGCAAUGCAGUGAAUCUCUGUUUCACAGUGUGUUAGUUAUGGGUUUAAUAAAAACUUUCACAGUA